Effrenium voratum is the source of this 1706-nucleotide messenger RNA. NCBI's taxonomy places the organism in Eukaryota, Dinophyceae, Suessiales, Symbiodiniaceae. The record is from the annotation of a GenBank genome assembly.
GAGCUUUUGAUACAGAUCCCCACUUCGCGCUGUUUCCUGAUGCAACAUGAUCCGCCGGCGCCUUUGGGUGCUGGCACUGGCAUCGGCUUGGUGGAUCCGAAGUGCCAGCUUCGUUGGACCCGCCCGAGGUGUCCACGGCCAUCCAUCGGGUCCGGGUUUGGCACGCGCGGUGGAACUGGAAGUGGAAGUGGAAGUAGGUGCAAAAGAGGAACCAAAAGAGGCAAAAGCAGUGGUUGAGGAGGUCUUGGCGGGGGUGAGUGUGGCCUUCUCGCUGCUGUCCAAGGCCUUGGCGUGCAGCGCCAUUGUUGGCACGGGGCCUUUGGUGGGUCUUUGGUCCUGCGUGGCCCUGGGGCUUGCCAGCAUCGCCGGCAUGCGCCCGGGGGUGGUGGCCGGGUCUGCAGCUGUGGUGGUGGUGCCUCUGGGCGGCUUCGUAGCCCAAAACGGGGCCCACGGCCUGGCGCUGGUGCCGCUGGUGGUGACGCUGGCCGCGCUGCUCCAACUCUGUGCCGGCGUCCUCGGCUUGGCCCGGGCCGUGGAUUUGGUCUCCAAAGAGGUGCUCGCGGGUUUCCUCAACGCACUGGGCCUCGCACUCCUCGUGUCCCAACUUGGAGCCAUGGCCACUCCGCAGGCGGCGGGCCUCGCUUUGAUCUGUGCUGCGCUCACACAGCUCCUGCCCUCCGCACCCGUGCCAUCCUCCCUGGUCGGCCUUGCCGUGGCCUGUGGCGUCGGCGUCGCGCUCCACUUUGAUGUGCCAACGCUGGCUGAGAAGGCUAAAGACCCCGUGGCUUUUGCCGGGGGGCUGGCAGCUCUUCCCCAUUUUCAGCUGCCCCAGCUGCCAUCCAUCGACGACAUUUCCAUUGCUUUGCCCUGCGCGGUGUCCAUAGCCUUUAUUGCCCUGCUUGAGACGCUGCUGGCUGCACGUGUGGUGGAUGACCGCAAGUGCGAAGAGCUUUGCACGUUUUUCUACGAUGAGAGCGGCGAGUUGGUCAUCACCCCGGAUGGAGAGGCGGCCCCAGUUGACGUACCCACAUCGACUGUUCUGUCACUGGCGGCUGGCAACGGCUUGUCCGUCUUGUUUGGUGGGUUUGGCGGCUGCGGCCUCGUCCCGCAGACUGUCUUGAAUCUGAACUCUGGCGGAGGAGGGCCAAUCUCUGUUGGAUCCUAUGCGGUUUCGAUGGUUCUGUUCGCCGUGGUCCUUGCACCAAUUGUUGGCCAGAUCAGUGUGCCUGCUUUGGCCGGCAUCAUGGUGGCGGUGUCACUUGACACCAUGCAGUUUGGCCCGACACGUGACGCUUUCAAGGCGGCCAUUGCCAACGAGGAUGCCCGCAUGCGGUUCGGAGUGCUGGUCGCCACAGCAGUCCUUUGCUACCAGGUCGACUUUGCAGUUGGCAUUGUGAGCGGCGUUCUUCUUGAUCGAGCAACCAGCCCGGGAGGUAUAUUUGCCAACACCCAGGAAGCACGCUGAAAGAUCUGAAAGAGACAUUGACGCAUGUCACCGCGUGGUCAUCCAUCUGACAACGUUAUGUGCAUAAAUGAUGUUCAGGCCUUGAAGGGCGCUUGCAGCACCAAGGCCGUGCUUCAAUGCACUGGUCUGAUCCAGCUUCAUUGGUAGUAAUGAGACUUUCAGGCCGUUCUGAGUGAAACAUGUGCCUCAAAAAGCGGGGCUCGUUUCAACAGCCUUUUGUUACAUUGCUGAGAGCCGCCAC